This is a messenger RNA of Capra hircus (goat), 1283 nucleotides long. RefSeq lists its product as uncharacterized. The record is from RefSeq and is a predicted model, not a curated record. The transcript has 2 exons. Bases 23 to 454 code for a protein of 143 amino acids. Lineage: Eukaryota; Metazoa; Chordata; Mammalia; Artiodactyla; Bovidae.
GGGCAAGUACACAUGGGGGGAUAUGCGCACGCACCUGCACAAGACUGUCCCCCGAAGAGCUCAGAGAAAAGGUGCGCUCCCAGAGGAGCCACAGCUCCAAUCCCCACCUCCUGAUCAGCCACCCAUAAACCACCACACCAGGCCGGACCACACAGACUGCUGCUCCCUCUCAACACUCAGGGAAACAGAAUACAAUGUCUGCCCAACGCCCAGACAAAUCACAGUGGGCCACGUCACCGUGGAUGGAAUCCAGACAGCUGGCCAGGACUUCAGACUCGGGGAGUAUCGGUUGUACUUGUUCUACCUAAGAAGUCCCGUUCCACGAUGGCAGAGACCAAGCACUUCAGGAAUGAGGGACAGAACGAGAAGAAACAGAGUUCAAAUUUCAGUGCAAAAGAAUAUAUGUAAAGCAGAAGAGGAACUUGCUGAACUUACUAGCAGUGAGAAAGCCUAAAGACAGAGGCAGAGAGACUCUCUCAUUCUCUAAUUCAGCUUCCAGGAAUCGUCCACCCAUCGUGCUUCUUGAUAAGGAAUCAAGUUGUGCAAGAGGAGGACCAUUUCCAGGCAAGGUCUUACAGUGAAUUCUUUCAGGAUUCUUUCUGGACAAGACCCUCAAACAGCACGAGUCUGAAAUGCGGAGCGGCCAGGCCCGGCUGCCCGCAUACACACUCUGCUCACCAGAGCAGAAGUCCUUCUAGUGACUCCUUGUCGGCUGGGCAAGGAGUGAGCUCUCCAUGAAGACAUCUGUCCGGAAUCCCGCCUGGCUCACAAAGCAGCUCUCUAUGCCAAAAAGCAAUAAAUGGUGGAGCCAGAAAAGAAAUUGCCGGGAAAGUGAGGGCAGCACCAGGAGGAAGGGGAAAAACAAGCUGGUUAUUCCAGGAACAAGCUGAAACUUUCCUCUCUUCAGAAGGGAAAUAAAGUGAGUGCUCCUCCAACAACGCAGAGCAUGGCACACAGAAGCCACACGACAGAGACCAGGACUGGACUUAGGACUGCAUUAAAAACAGAAGAUAUGGGUUCCUGGCCCAGCUUCACUGUCUGUCAUGCCCCUUUGAAGUUUACCCUCACUCUAGCCCUUUAGACCCUCAGGCAACCUGUGUUACGAAGGACUACUUCUGACUGUUCUAGUAGAACCAUGCAGUAUGGACUCUUCUGUAAGGCUCCUUUCACUCAUCAUGAUGUUUUUGAGAUUUGUCCAAGUUGUGUGUAUCAACAAUUUGCUCGCUUUUAUUGUUGAGCUGUCUUCCGUUGUUUGAAUAUAUCAGAAUUUGUUUACUUGCUCA